Messenger RNA from Amoebophrya sp. A120, 2063 nucleotides. The record is from the annotation of a GenBank genome assembly. Lineage: Eukaryota; Dinophyceae; Syndiniales; Amoebophryaceae.
AGAAGUCGUAGUACCUGCUGCUCAAGUAGGUGAACAAGAGCGAAAUGGAGUAGACGAGGAGGUUGUGGUCCCGGAGGGGACGGUUCUGAAUCUCCAAAAUCUUCUAUGACAGUGCACAACUCCCCCUCCCCCUCAUUUGUCAUGCAAAACCCCAAAUCCAAGGGCUUUCCUGUGGCACUGUUGGCAUCACAGAUUCCGGAAGCCCAAACAGUACUACACUAAGCGCAUGAACUUGUCAUGCACAUGCACCAGGUGUGGCUGUGUUUGUAUUGCUGUUCAUGCAAUACAAAUGAGGGGGAGGGGGAGUUGUGCACUCUGAUAUCUUCAACCACGUGGCCCUAAUCAUGAAGCGGACGACAAUGACGACGCUGCCUCUUCGGGAACGGCCUCGACCAAUCUGGACGCGAUUGAGGAUGGGCAGCAGGACAGAUUGAGCGACGCCAUGACCAGGCUGAGCUUGUCAAAACGGGGAAGCACUUUCGACUCCUUAUCGAAAGGAAAAAUCCCCCCUCCCCAAAUCAAAAUGAAAUUUCUGAUGCUGGAUUUGUGUACACAAAUCCGCGCUGUCUUGCUGGAGAGCACUGCAGGCCCAUACUAAGUGUGAGUAGAGAGGUUUUGGCCUGGGCACUUAGCAUGAAAAACAUCCGCGCUGUAGGCCCAACAGCAUGACAAACCGCCUGCACAGUGCGGCGGUUGUCUGUGGAGUUGCCUUCUUGCAAGACAGACACGAUUUGCGACCACAAAUCAGCAUCACAAAUUUGCAAAAGUUUUCUUUUCAGUAUGGGGAGGGGGGAUUUUUCCUAUUGAUACUCCUACGGCAGCAACAUGUCGGGUUUGAUGAGUGAUGAUGGGAACAGCCCUAUCCUAUGUAAAAACAUCCCCACCCCAGAGUUGUCAUGCAGAUUUGCAAUGACAAGAACAUUUGUGAUGCGCAUCCCUAUGAUGGGCCUUUCCAGUCGUGUUUUGGAAUUUGUAAUGCUGUAAACAGGAUACGUAUCUCGAUUUGUAAUGCGGCUGUCCUUGCUAACCUGCACUACACUACGGGCUGCAACUUGUCAUGCGUGGCGUCCAAAACUCCUGGAUCUGUGUUGCAGAGAUCCCAACUUAACUAUGGCGUGGGGACGUUUUUACUCAGGAUAAACCCCGGUGGUUAUCUCGGCAGGAACAAGAAGAGGAGCGAGAAACUGGCCGCCAGGAGAGGUGGCACCACGGGACAUGGCGAAGGAGGAGCUGCUAUCACCUGCAAAAGUGUCUGGGUCUGGAAAGAAUGGGAUUUGUGAUGCUACCUGUCGACCACACAAAAAUCUGUAUUGCAAGAGAGGCAAAGAAAAAACACUCAGAUGGUUGCCACCAGGAGAGGGCAUUUCUCAUGCAGUUUAGGCAUGAGCAAAUCUUUGCGAAAGCUGUGAUGCUAGAGAGUGCAUCAGAGGCAUCGGUGGAAGCCAUGUACAAUUUGCAUGACAAACUCCCAAUAAAUCUUCCAGACCCAGACAUAUUUGCAUUUGAUAGCUGCGUCGUCGUCCAUGGACCAGCGGCAAGAAAUUACGGUGGUCACCAUGAGUGACGAUCAGCUCGCCGCCGCCGGCAGGGCCGGGCUUCUGGGCAACUUAGAAGGCAUCGACCAAGAUCGGCCACCGUCUAAGAGCAGCAGCGGUAAAAAGCCGCUUUCCGGUGCAGGCGGGGGCGCUCGCACCAUUACGGAUGAUACGCUGAUGGACACGUAUGUGCUGGGCCACGCGAGCAGCCUCGAUGGGGGGUCGCAAGACCGAGCGCAUGGUGGGUAUAUCAAAUGCAAAAAUGUCUGGGUCUGGAAUGUUGCCGGGUUUGUCAUGCAUACUUUGUAUGACCCAGGAUGUCUGUAAUGCACGACCUACCAUCACAGACUUUUAGAACCCUUCCUGAUGCCUACCCCGCAUGACAAAUGCCCUCCCCGCGUAGCAUAAACUAGACUCCUCUUGCUGGUCAUGCAAUACAGAUUUUUUUAGAGUCCAAAGCCAGCAUCACAGGCUCCAACCUUCCAGACCCAGACACUUUUGCAUUUGAUAGGGUCCUCGCAAGACCGG